Messenger RNA from Dipodomys spectabilis (banner-tailed kangaroo rat), 2662 nucleotides. It is a transcript of the gene Gsap, whose product is annotated as gamma-secretase activating protein. Gene Ontology annotation, biological process: positive regulation of amyloid-beta formation. The coding region runs from base 71 to 2608 and encodes 845 amino acids. NCBI's taxonomy places the organism in Eukaryota, Metazoa, Chordata, Mammalia, Rodentia, Heteromyidae. Gene Ontology annotation, cellular component: trans-Golgi network. The record is from RefSeq and is a predicted model, not a curated record. The transcript has 31 exons.
GGGCGGUCUCGGGGUGGAAGGAAGGUGGUGACCGGGCCGGGGAUGUCCGCCUCGGGGCUGCGUGCUGGUGAUGGCUCUCCGUCUGGUCGUAGAUUUCGAUCUCCGGAAAGACGUGCUCCCCUGGCUGCGGGCGCAGGGCGCGGAAGGCGGCGGCGCAGAUGUAUGGGAGACAAAUUAUGAGAGCUUACGUGUACUAAACGUUGAAAGAAAUGGGAAUAUUAUUUAUACCUAUAAGGAUGAUAAAAGAAAUGUCAUCUUUGGAUUCUAUGAUUGCCAAACCAAACAGAACAAGCAUCUUUAUACCUUUGAAAAAGACUUGCAAGUCAUUAGUGGCUCUAUCAACAGUGAGAAAACAUUGCUUGCUGCAAGUUUAGUUCAAUCUACUGAAGAAGGAAGAAGGAAUGAGCUUCAACCAGGCUCAAGGUGCCUGACUUUGCUGGUGGAAAUCUACCCUGUUAAUAAUGUGAAAGUUCUCAAAGCAGUGGAUAGCUCUAUUUGGGUACAGUUCCUCUAUCCAUAUGUUGAAAGUCACCCUCAUUCCCAGAAUCACCUGUUACUGAUUUCAGAAGAGAAAUAUAUUGAGCAAGUUCAUAUCCAGGUUACCCAAGAAGAUGGAGAUACAGUGGUAAUUAAAAAUUCUAACCAUCUCCCCAGAGACAGAAUAGCUGAGGAUUUUGUUUGGGCUCAGUGGGAUAUGGCAGAGCAGAGAUUAUACUACAUCAAUCUGAAGAAAUCAAAGAGUAUCUUAAAAUGCAUCCAGUUUUAUGCUGACAAGAGCUUUAACUUAAUGUUCGAAACACCGCUGGACAUAUCAUUAAAAGACUUGGGAUUUAAACUUGUCAACUUUGGGUGUGAAUAUCAUCAAAAUACAUUAUCCAAACAGUCGACUCUCUGUGUUUUUACCAAUCAUACAGGAAGUUUGUGUGUAUGUUACAGCCCAAAGUUUGACUCUUGGGAGCAAAUCACAUAUUCAGUAUUUUACCUUCAUAAAGGAUACAGCAAGACGUUCACUGCUGCUCUUGGGAGAGCUGGCUUGCCUGGGCCCAUGGGGAUAACCUUUCUCAACCUUGGCUAUUAUGUGGCUGUUUACUUACCUGGUCAUUUCUUUCAUUUGCUCAACGUUCAAUAUCCAGACUUGCGGUGCCACAAUCUGUUUCUGAAAGGAAACAAUAAAAUGUUCGAUGUGCUACCUCAUUGUCCCUUACGGUCGCUGUCAGGUUCCCGGAUGCUGGACUGGUGUUCUGGGAAGCUCUACCAAGCAUUCUUAGACCAGUCCUAUUUAUUGUGGUUCCUGUGGAACACCAGCCUGGAUUGGGAAAAGAUAGCUGCUUUGCACUGUGUGCUUUCCUGUGGUCGAGACCCCUGUUUCCUGGAAGGCCAGAUUAUUCAGUGGAUUUCUGAGAACUUGACUGCCUGCCAUUCAUUUGACCUCCUUCAGGAAUUUCUAAUUGCCUCUUCCUAUUGGAGCAUAUUUCUAGAGUCCUGCACGGUGGCCAUGCUCUUUCCUUGGUCCUCGGUGCUCACUUGGAACAUGGAAAUUCCUGGAAUAACCCUUGUGACCGAAGAGAUUGCAUUGCCCCUCAUGAAGGUCCAUAGCUUUAAGGGCUACUGGGAAAGACUGAACACCAACCUCCAGUAUGUCAAGUACACCAAGCCACGCUUACACUAUCACAACAGCGUGGUCGGGAGAGAGUGGCACAACCUGAUCUCUGAAGAGAAAACAGGAAAAAGAAGGGCCACAGCAUAUGUGAGGAAUAUUCUUGAUAAUGCUCUAAAGGUGAUUUCUAACAUAGAAGCAAGGAAUUCAGAGCCAAGAUUAAUGCCGCUCUUGCAGGAGGAUGACCACCACCAGCGGCUGCUCAUCGGGCUGAUGGUGUCCGAGCUGAAAGACCAUCUUUUGAGACACCUACAGGGAGUAGAAAGGAAGAACAUUGAACAGUUGGCUCUGGACUAUGUUUCCAAACUGCUGGAUCUCAUUUGCCGCAUCCUGGAAAGCACCUGGAGGAAACACAAGCUUAACCCUUGGGUUCUCCGCUGCAAAAGGCCUAACAGUGCUGCUGAGUUUGCAGUCUUUCACACCAUGACCAGGAUUUUGGAAGCUACCAGCAGUUUGCUUUUACCUCUGCCUCCUGGAUUCCACACUCUGCACAUGAUCCUUGGGGUCAACUGCCUCCCUUUGCAUAACCUACUACAUUACGUUGAUAAUGGAGUGUUGCUGCUUACCGAGACAGCUGUCACACGGCUCAUGAAAGAUCUGGACAACACAGAGAAAAAUGAAAAACUAAAAUUCGGCAUUAUUGUGCGGCUUCCUCCGCUUAUUGGUCAGAAGAUCUGCCGACUUUGGGAUCAUCCUGUGAGUUCCAACAUCAUUUCGAGGAACCACGUGACGCGACUGCUCCAGAACUAUAAGAAACAGGCUCAGAAUUCUGUGAUCAAAAAGUCAUCAUUCACUGUCGAAUUUUUGCCUCUCAACUACUUCAUUGAAAUUCUGACCCAUCUAGAGUCCUCCAAUCAAGCUCUGUGUGAUUUUGAGGGCCAUGACAACGUGGAUGCAGAAUUUGUAGAAGAAGCAGCACUGAAACACACUACCAUGCUUUUAGGUUUAUAAAAGAAAAAAUGCAAUUGGAUCUGCUUCCAAUUUUAAUAGUCCUCAUUGGUCUUA